ACAGGUAUUCGCAUUUUUGAUGUCAAUGUCCCGUCUAACGAUGCUGGACAAGCAUUUGCCCUGUCCCAUGAACUCGACAAAAUUGACAUAUACUUAAACAGUUGGGGACCUGGGGACACGGCUACGGAAGUCAAGGGCCCUGAAACUCUUACGCAAAGAGCUAUCGAGCGUGGUAUAAAGUAGUUAAUAGAUAGAUUUAGCCAAGGCCAAAAGCAAAGCUCUCGAGUGAUGCUUUAUAAAAUGUCUUUCUCAAUUCAUUCAACUUUUGCCGUAUACUGAAAGCAAACUGAAUUCCGCGCGCGCGUGUGUUCUGGCUCACCAACCCUUAAUUUCCGAUUCCGCGACUCGCCUGAGAACGGUUAUCGACUAUAAUCCUUCAUUCGGCGUACAUUCCUUAAUGGUAGCUGUUUAGUUUUAACCCCAGGCAAAGCACUUCCCACACCUUAUAACUGGUGUAUUGGACGUAAGGAAAUGCAAUGAGCUCUAUAAUAUAUGGGCCAGUGGCCUGUUUCUCAAAAGUCCCGGUAGCUUUUCGAGCCCGGAAAGCUAUUUUGUGUUUGCCGUAUUUACAUUCAAAUUCAAAGUUUCAAUAAUUUUAACAAUGAUACAAUGAAAGUAUCAGCUAACGAAGCAAAAUUGGCUGGUUUGUGGGCUACGAACGGUGCUACUAUUCAACAGGUUUGGAUUUUAAAAUUUGCCUUCGGGCCUGGAAAGUUUUCGUGCUUUCAAGAGACAGGCCCCCAGGCCCGUAAGGGCACUCCAGGGAGGUCUGGGUAGAGGUGUGCCACCUAAUCCUUUAAACUCUGAACCUGUAUCACAAAAGUAGAUCGCUCGUCGCGAACCUUCAUACUCUUUUAAAGGCUUCCGGUCUAAAAAGACACGCUGUUCAAGACGCUAAUAGCAACCGAAUCAAGACCCAAAAACCAUAACUUGUUCAGCGGCACAAGCCCGUUUAGGCCAAAUAAGGAAGUGCACCCCUGGAGACCAGGCUCCAGUUGUUCAAAAGGUGGAUAAGGCUAUCCACUGGAUAAAUCUCUAUCCACUGGAUAGCGCAAUUGGUUUCCCUAAUACAUAUCCGCUGGAGAGUGAUUUAUCCUGUGGAUAGCGCUAUCCAUCGUUUGAACAACCUGGGCCAGGUGGUUUUCUUGUGGAGAUAAGCAUCGUGUAUACUAUUCAGGCAACAGUCUAGAGAUAUUUUUGUAUACUAAAUUACUAUCCUAUUCCGCAGAUUUCUGCUGAUCAGAAAUCAGGAUGCAUUGAAAACUUCGAAGCAACAUCAACAGCUACAGCGAUGGCUUCAGGUCUUAUUGCGUUGACACUGGAAGCAAAGUAAGUCUUAAUGCUUUGAAUGUUAUUUGAUCUUCUGUCGUGUAACCAUAUAGGCUCAGAAUGAGGAAAGAGGAUCAACCAGGACCCCAGGGUAUACUCCCUAUAAGCGCCUAUAUGAAGAGGCUCGGCCUGAAAGGGGUGCCUUCAGGCUUUACGCUUUAGGUAUAUUAAAUGGUAGGGAUUUCACUAGUUGAAGUAUGUAAAAGGGUAGGAACAGGGGGAGGAGGGGAGACGGGGUAUGGGACUGAGAAACGAUGUUCUCGCAACUUACAAAGCGGUCACUUCGCGUGGUGGUCAGCGGAUAAUAAUAUUGUAGUAUGUUUCCCACAGUAAAUAUUUUAGAAACGAGAAGCGAAGCGGCAGAGGAAAUAAUUCAAUAAUUGUAAAAAUAAUAUCAUGCCUCUUUGCUUUUUUCGCAUAUCGUAUUAUUCCUUUGGUACUGAACUUGCAAAACGCAAGCGGCAGUCACUGCAACCGUGUAAAUUCUUAAACCGACAAUAACGCGCGCUAGAGACCACCUCGAUCGAGUUUAUAGGUUAACAUCGUUUUGCCGCGCAAGGACAUCGAAAGUUUAAAAGAGUUAUGAUGCUGAUAAAAGUUACUGGGGAAAGUGUCAAAUUUAUCGGAAGUAAAGUCUUUUCAAGACGGCUUUAAAAAUAAUAGCGUACAUACCGGAAUAAACAGAUUCACACUUCACAAUAACAGUGAUAACACACCUUGAAUUCAAAGUUAAAAGUAUAAGCGAUCCUAAUAAACAAAUGACAACUAUUGGUGAAAGCUCGGUUCCUUGAAGCGACCUUAACUUUCCCCAGGUUUGGAGCAAAACACUACUCGAUAGCUCAACUCUUCGGUGGUUCUUAUGAGCCAUAUGUUACACAUUCUAAACUCUGCGAAUUAAAAGAAAGAGCAAAUCACUCACUAUGUCUCAAAAGCGACAUAAAAUCAAUAAAUUUGUGAAUUACCAAAAUAUAAUGGUGAGAAACAGUCCUGUCGUCGACCGCCACAAUUUUGUUUCUUUCUCAAAGACCGUUGAUGUUUGGUUUUUGAGUAAUAAGCUUUGCAAGUUGUGAGAAGAUCGUUUGGAUUUCAUUGAAGAGACUGUAUGGGAAGUAACUACCCUGUAUUACUCAAUUACUUACUUGCUGUCUACAUGACUGCUUGCUCCUUAGUUACUUACUUACUAUUUAAACUAUUGAGUUUUACUUUGAAGCCCCUCCCUUACAUGGCGUGACGUAAAACACAUUAAUUAUAGUAAGAAGUGCGAGACACCCCCCUAG
Messenger RNA from Porites evermanni, 2606 nucleotides. The record is from the annotation of a GenBank genome assembly. NCBI's taxonomy places the organism in Eukaryota, Metazoa, Cnidaria, Anthozoa, Scleractinia, Poritidae.